AGGUGUAUUAAAUAUGUAUAGUGCAUUCAACGCGGUGCCAUACGUUACUCUGUCCAAGAUUUCAAAACGCUCAAUAAAAACUCUCGUGAGAAACCUCAAUUCAAAAAUCCAAUCCAAUCCAUCGAGACUCUCAAUGGCGCUGGUGGUGGUCUCGUCGUCCGUCGAAGCCGGCAUCGGCUGCUAGGACCUCCGCACAAGCGCCGAGCAACUCUUAGCCUCUCCGACUCACGACCUCAUCUGCGUCGGCAAACGGUUCAUCGCCCACUCUUAGCCUCUUGAGCCUUCUGCCUCCUCUGGCUUUAUCCAGUACUGGUCCUGGUCCAAGAUGAUGGCUUCCUGCUGAUUGCAAGGUCAGAGGAUGAAGGCAUUAGAAUUUGAUUAUGCGAUGAUGAUCAAAGUCAACAGGAAAGCCAUCUGUGCAUGUAUAACUUUACGGAGCACACUCUGUUUAACGGCUGUUGUCGUAGGAUAUGGUGGAUGCAAAGCCAUUAUCGUGUCAGCAUCUCAGGAUCGCACAUGUAAGGUUUGGAGUGUAGGAAGUGGGAGAUUGUUGAGAAAUAUUGUUUUCCCUAUUAUAAUUGAUGCGAUUGCACUGGAUCCUGGUGAAAAUGUCUUCUUUGCGGGUGGUAGAGAUGGCAAGAUAUACGUUGCUGCACUUAAUGCUAGAGCCCACUUAACAGCAAGUAUGGGUUCCAUAUCAUCGAUUGUUUCUCGAAUCACAGGUUUCUCUCUUUUCCUAUACGAACCUUUUGAUGAACUUACUGAUAUUCCAGUUUGCAGUUUUAUUUGGUAUUCAGAUGAGUUUUCUUCAGUUAAGACUUCUCUAAUUUUUAACUCUGUAUUUUUCGUAUUUCAAAGUAUAACUGCCAAACAUUGUUGCACGUUUUAAGAACCCUGCAUUCUUCGUAUAGUUAUGACAGACAGGCUUUGCAUUCUGGGGAACUGAAUUGAGGAACAUUCAUUUUAGUAGAUUUCGAAUGAGUAAAACUCUUUUAACUGACAAUUUUAUACUUUCUGAACUGCAAAGCUGUUACUUGCUUAGCAUAUGGCAUUUCUGGAAAUCACUUGAUUUCUGGAUCAGAUGAUGGUGUGGUUCGAGUUUGGGAUGCUAGAACUCAUAACAUUCUUCGCAUGUUCAAACAUGCAAAAGGUUAUCUCAAUGCUAUUUGAAUUAUUUCCUUACCCGGGUUGAUGCAAAUUUGAUGAUAUUAAAGCAAAUUUAGUGCUAAUUAGUGUACCACUGUUUCAUAAUACAGUAUAUAUUAGAAUAUCUCAGUUGCUAUGUUCAAUCUGCCAAACUUUACUAAUUCGUUUAGUAUUUACAUAAAAUUUGCUGUACUCCACAGGUCCAGCAUUUUUCUGCGAAAUAUAUUGAAGACCUCAAACAAGUCUGGAGCUCUUUGCAUUAUACUGUACACACACACACACACAAUUAAUGUGCCUAUGUCUAGGCGAUCUUCAUUCUGCCCGAAGGCAAAGGAAAAGAUGAUUCCGAUGAAAUCUGUAAUGCAGCAACCAACCACCGGUUCUAGGAAUGCAUGCAGCUUUGUCUCCCUUUCCAUCUCACUUCCUCUCCUGCGUUCAUUAGCAGCACUCGCAACAGUCAGGCAGGUAGGAUUAACGAAAAAAACUUGAAAAGUUCAACGAAACAUGCAUGCAUAAACUAAACACCCCAAUUAAUUUUGAGAUUACCUGUUUCUGCACUCUUCCUUUUAGAUGAUUUUUGCACCCGGCCAAACUCAGCUCCAAUGUAGUGGUUUUGGUUUAUUUCAGGUAGCAUUGUUUGUACACCCUGGAACUGCUAGUAGCUAAAUCAGAAAACUGGAGGUCUGCAAAAUUUUGUGACCAUAAACUGUUACUUUCUUGCAUAUAAUUUUCGGUUUAAAGUUGCUUAUUAUAGUCUCAAAUCCAGAGAUUUUAAAAAUAAAAUAAAACUGGAGCAUUGCAAAUCACGAUAUUGGGAGAGGAGGAAUCGACCUGGGGACCUAGAAUAUGGUCUUUACCCUUGCAA
This is a messenger RNA of Malus domestica (apple), 2011 nucleotides long. Lineage: Eukaryota; Viridiplantae; Streptophyta; Magnoliopsida; Rosales; Rosaceae. The record is from RefSeq and is a predicted model, not a curated record.